AUGGCAUCAGUCCAGACUCCUGUGAGGCAGCCAUUUGGCGUGCUUGACAGUUCCAAGCUACGCAAUCUCCAAAGUAUCAAGAACUGCCAAAAUGCUCCAUCUUCAGCACCCUUGCUCAAGCGUCGCCAUGUUGCUCUGGACUUGUCAGACUCUGAGAAUGUUGAUCCCAUAGACUUCAAGGCAGCAGGAUCUAAACGAAUGAAGACUGAUACCUCCGACGACCUUUGCAAACCUUCAGCAUUCACACUGAAGACCUUUCCUAAACCCAAGUCUCGGAUCUCAAGCUCCUCAAUCUUGACACCUCGUCCAGAGACUCCAACCAUCAACACUGCCAUCAAGCCAACCAUUACCUCUUCCGCCCCUGCAGCAGCCGGCCGCUCUCCCAUCAAAUCAAAGCGGUCCGGUAUCCUCUCCAACCGCCGCACGCGUCUUAAUGCUCCAGUACUUGGUGGUCGUAGCCGUGCUCCUCUUUCACUAGCAGCAGCUCUCAAUGGCACUAUAGCUAACAAGAAGCACAAAAAACACGUCGAUACUGCCACCCUGGAGGAUUCUAAGCCCAAGUCGUGGUUCUUCGACAUCUACGAGGAGACAGAGGCACAGCAGGACUUUGUGGUCAAUGAAUGGACCAUGACCCAGUCUGCCUGCUCUCUUGACAUCUCUGAUGACGAAAGUAAGGCUGUCACCCAGGAUGAUAGGGGUAAAGAGAACGUUCCACCCAACGAGGUCCAUUCCCUUGCCAUCACUCCUUCCGGCAAUGCUCCUUCAACCCAGGCAGCCACUUCAAGGAAAGACAUGAUGACCGAUGAGCCUCGAACUCCUCUGGGGGACCUCAACCCGUCCGACUACUACGCUGACGGUCAUGAUGCCACUUCCAUCGUCCUCGUCGCUGAAGAUGAGCCAGAGCCUGAGAAGCCAACCGCCUCCGACGCUGCCCAAGACCUCACACCGGAAGCCCCGUCAACAGACUUCAACUUCAGUGCUGGAUUACCAGCCACCGAAGGAGAACAAGACAAGCUGAUGACCAAGGCCGAGCUCAGCAGCCUCCUCCUCGGCGCUGCAUCGUCCCUCCCCUCGGAGCAAGACGACGUCGAAGCAGGUCUCUUCGAUAGGUGCCACGGAGGUGCGGAUGCCGAGACUGUCGAGCCGGCUGAUAUCGAGAUCUGGGAGAGCGGAAGCGCAAAGGAUGAGAGUGGCGACAUGGAGGCCCGUGACAGUAUCUUUGCUGUGUUGUGA
Molecule: messenger RNA, 1233 nt
Organism: Endocarpon pusillum Z07020
Lineage: Eukaryota; Fungi; Ascomycota; Eurotiomycetes; Verrucariales; Verrucariaceae
Exons: 2
Coding region: 1-1233 (410 amino acids)
Source: RefSeq, a predicted model, not a curated record